Ostreococcus lucimarinus CCE9901 is the source of this 771-nucleotide messenger RNA. RefSeq lists its product with no specific name. Gene Ontology annotation, biological process: tricarboxylic acid cycle; aerobic respiration; respiratory electron transport chain. NCBI's taxonomy places the organism in Eukaryota, Viridiplantae, Chlorophyta, Mamiellophyceae, Mamiellales, Bathycoccaceae. Bases 1 to 771 code for a protein of 256 amino acids. Gene Ontology annotation, molecular function: 2 iron, 2 sulfur cluster binding; electron transfer activity. The record is from RefSeq and is a predicted model, not a curated record. The transcript has a single exon.
AUGAGGGCGUCGGCGAGCGCGAGCGCGUCCACGAGCGCGACGACGACGACGACGACGACGACGACGACGAACGUGCAACAGUUUAGGGUGUAUCGCUGGGAUCCCGAUUCGGGGGACGAACCGAAGUAUAAAACCUACGACGUCGACACGAACGAUUGCGGACCGAUGAUGCUGGACGUGCUGUUUAAGAUCAAGGACGAACAGGAUCAGACGCUGAGCUUUCGACGAUCGUGCAGAGAGGGGAUCUGCGGGUCGUGCGCGAUGAACAUUAACGGGCGAAACGGAUUGGCGUGCCUGACCAAGGUGGAGAAGACGGAGAAGGGGGCGCAGACGAUCGCGCCUCUGCCGCACAUGUUCGUGGUGAGAGAUUUGGUGGUGGAUAUGGCGAACUUUUACGCGCAGUAUAAGUCGAUUGAACCAUUUUUGAAGACGAAGAGCGACGCGCCGGCGAACGGCGCCGAGCGCUUGCAAACCAAGGAAGAUCGAGCCAAGCUCGACGGGUUGUACGAGUGCAUCUUGUGCGCGUGCUGCUCGACGUCUUGUCCGUCGUAUUGGUGGAACAGCGACAAGUAUCUCGGACCCGCGGUGCUACUUCAGGCGUACCGAUGGAUCAUCGACUCGCGCGACGAGUUCACCGAGGAGCGGUUGGCCAACGUCAACGACGCGUUCAAGUUGUACCGAUGUCACACGAUCAUGAACUGCAGCAAGGUGUGCCCGAAAGGCUUGAAUCCAGCGCUUAAGAUUGCGAAAAUUAAGCAAAUGGUGGCGUGA